AUGGCCGCUGCCACCCUCGAGCAGAAGGAGGAGGUGGCCGCGGUGCUGCGCUACGUCCGUGGCAGCCCGAACAAGGUCCGCCGCGUGCUCGACACCAUCCGUGGGAAGUCCUACGAGGAGGCCCUGAUGAUCCUCGAAUACAUGCCCUACAGGGCGUGCGAGCCUGUGCUCAAGUGCCUGGUGUCCGCGGCGGCCAACGCGAAGAACAACAACGACAUGAAGAAGUCCAGCCUGUACGUCUCGACCUGCUACUGCGACGAGGGGCCCGUGAUGAAGCGCUUCCAGCCCCGCUCGCGCGGACGUGGCUUCCCCAUCCGCAAGCGCGUGUCGCACAUCACCGUCAAGGUCGCCGAGCGCGACUGA
Molecule: messenger RNA, 363 nt
Organism: Pedinophyceae sp. YPF-701
Lineage: Eukaryota; Viridiplantae; Chlorophyta; Pedinophyceae
Source: the annotation of a GenBank genome assembly